AUGCCUGACGACAAGCAUUCAGACAUCCAAGACCAAACCAAAAAACAGGGAACGAAGGCCGCGGAAAAAUUCGACGAAAUUCUGACCAUCAAAAGAGAGGAACCGGAAGAAAACAAGCCCCGGGAUCCAUGCCAAAAUGGGAAACGGAAAGAGGAUAUAGAAGACGAGGAAUUGAAGCAUAAGGGGUUCAGCUUGCAAAGAGCUUGGUGCUGUCUUCGAGGAAGAAGGACCUCAUAA
Molecule: messenger RNA, 237 nt
Organism: Acanthoscelides obtectus
Lineage: Eukaryota; Metazoa; Arthropoda; Insecta; Coleoptera; Chrysomelidae
Source: the annotation of a GenBank genome assembly